UUCAUCGGUGUUAUGUGACUGGAAACUCGCAGGUGAAUGUGUGUACACACAGAUGACGAACCACACACAAGCGCUUUGAAAUGGGAUGUUUCAUAGACUAAAGAUUACGACAAACGGAAUUUAAAUCGGAUUUCUAUAUCAUAUCAAAAGCAUGUCCGCUUUUGUGGCCCAUCCCUCGGUUCGUGUCAAAGGAACAGAACACACAUACACACCUGUGCUGUGUCAGGAUGAGAAGUGUUUAGGGCAGGAAAAAGGAGUGCACAUGCACUGCCCGCUCUGUUCUGUGGCCGAGGCUUACCAAGAUCUCGUCAUCCUGCGAGCUCACUUCCGCAUCAAACACGUGGACAAAGGCAUUGACUUUGCAGGCUUGAAGGUGCUGCGCUGCUGUAUCCAUUGUGAGAUCGUGGGCACUAUUAAAGGAGAAAAACGGUUUAAAGGUGCACACUGGCACUGUUACCGCUGUAGAAAUGGUUUCAACAGGAGGGACGAGGCCAUCAAACACUAUAAAACACACUUCCGAAAUCCCCACACCACAUUCCAGAUCCAAGUCACACAGAAUGUGAACUGCCGACAGUAUUAUGGUGAGAGCUCAGAGGCUCAUGCUAAAGCCUAUGAAGGGCUGGCGGUUAGUCUUGGACUGGGUGGAGAUGGCACUAGCAUUGGAUCCAUCCUGACCACUGGCACUGAAACCCUACUGACUGUGGAGCCAAAGGAAGACGGUGAGAGAAAUGGAAUCCCAUUAGGUGCUGAGGAAGAGGUGGGGUCUUCCCAGAAUUCAUCUGAUGGGACUCAGACACUUGUUCUUAUGGACCCUGAUGGACAGGGAAACAGUGUGAUCUUUGAUACCGCUACUGGUAUCCUCACUGAACAGGAGGCAGAAAGUUUGGAACAGACCCUGCUACAGAAACGACUCCUGGAGCUCCACCAGCAGAUCGACACACUACAUCAGGAGAAGGACAGUAUGGAGAAGACACUACGAGCUGAGAUUAAACAGCUCAAAGAACAGGUUGCAAGCCUGGUUCAGUCUAACGUAAGGAUGUUUGAGGAACUCCAAGCUUAUCAAUGUCCAGAUCACAGCCAGCAGAAGGUGGCCAAGCUUCUGGAAAACCUUGAAGCUCAGCACAAAGAGCUCCUGCAGGCCCAGCUGGCCUCACUCAGGAGGGCUAUCCUGUCAGGGGCAGAUAACAUGCCUAUCAAUGGCCACAAGGGGGCUCUGGAGCUCAAUGUAGAUUCAGAGGAGUCCCAAACUGAAGCCAUCAGUGGCACUUUAUCAGGACUGGAGGAUAUGGAUGUGCAACUACAAACUGAGCAACACAAAUCCACAGAGCUUGAACUAGUACCAGCCGAUACAAUUCCCUGUUUGGAGAGCCCCGGUUUGCACUUAGAUUUGCCAAACACUGGCUUGACUACAUCUAAGGUUUUAGAGGAUAAACGGGAAGUGUCAUUGUCCCUUGUGUCAUCUAAGAAGCGCAGCUCAGCGGAUGACUCAGAAGAGAUGACUGAAAGCAAAGUACAGAGAGUCAGCUGAAAAUGACUUGACAUUAAAAACAUACUCGUCUCCAUUCCUCAUUCUUAACAAAUUGCUGUUACCUUUCCCACACAUUUCCUGGUAAAAAAGAUAUACAGAGUGAUAUUUAUUCUGUAAUUUGGCAAAAUACACCUAAAAAAUUCCAUGUUCAAAUAUUUUUUACCUUUUCCAUGCUUAUGUAUAUGUUUAAUUGCUGGUUUUGUCAGUGCUUUCUGAUGAACUCGUAUGCUCUUGUCACUCAAAGAAUGUGUAGGAUUAAAGCAUAGGAUUUAUUUCUGAUGUUCUCUGAGCAUAAACAGAACCAUGUAGCUGAUCAUAAAUUCAUAAAGUAAAAAUUUUGUGAUGAAAUGUUAUG
This is a messenger RNA of Sinocyclocheilus grahami, 1883 nucleotides long. RefSeq lists its product as uncharacterized. The coding region runs from base 152 to 1528 and encodes 458 amino acids. The transcript has 8 exons. NCBI's taxonomy places the organism in Eukaryota, Metazoa, Chordata, Actinopteri, Cypriniformes, Cyprinidae. The record is from RefSeq and is a predicted model, not a curated record.